GAGCACAAAUAGAGUAAAAGAUAUGACUAAGAGGGGUUUGACUCACCAGACUGAUUGAGAGCCCGUGUUAAAUGUAACGCAACCACUCCGACUCCACCAGUUCAAGCUGACCUCUGCAUGUGAUAAAGAGCCUCCGGGAGGACACGCUGAGCUCCUGGCUGCAGAUCCCUCGGCGUCCUGCAGAGGGAGACACGCUGUCCAGCACAAAAACCAGGCAGCAGCAGCAGGAGCAAGUGCGGUGCCAUCGACCUGAGAGGAGCGGACGCUGUUCCGCCGUCGUGAGGAAACACCGCACAGAUGAAGGGACCCUCGCGGAUAACUAUCACAUAUUCCUCCGUUUGAUUAUUGCAACACAUUGUCCUUCCUCUCACCGGGAUUGCGCCGUCGCUCUGAGUCUUUCGUACGGAGGGCUUGCCUGUUUUUCCUCCGGGAGGCUGAAUGGAAGCAGCAGCCGAGGGAGCGGUCGGGCUGUCCGAGGCCAGGGACGGGAGCCCGCUGUCCGGGGCCACAGCAUCCGAUGAUGGGGACACCGUCGUUGGAGUUAGCUACGGGAUGGACGCCACAGACACGGAUGCUGCUGCUAGGAAAGCCUUCAUCACAGAGAUGCCCUCAUCCUCAGGCCAGCCUGGUCAGGGAAAGAAGAUUGGCCACAGAGGGGUGGAUGCAUCAGGAGAAACUACGUACAAGAAGACCACAUCCUCAGCCUUGAAAGGUGCCAUCCAGCUGGGCAUCGGCUACACAGUGGGCAACCUGAGCUCCAAGCCUGAGAGAGAUGUGUUGAUGCAGGACUUCUACGUGGUGGAGAGCAUCUUUUUCCCCAGUGAAGGCAGCAACCUCACUCCAGCCCACCAUUUCCCGGACUUCCGCUUUAAAACAUACGCUCCCGUGGCCUUCCGCUACUUCAGAGAACUGUUUGGCAUCAGGCCAGAUGACUACCUGUACUCCCUCUGUAAUGAGCCUCUGAUCGAGCUGUCCAAUCCUGGAGCGAGUGGCUCGGUCUUCUAUCUCACGAGGGACGACGAGUUCAUCAUCAAGACUGUGAUGCACAAGGAGGCUGAAUUCUUACAGAAACUACUGCCUGGAUACUACAUGAACUUGAAUCAGAACCCUCGCACUUUGCUGCCCAAGUUCUUCGGCCUCUACUGUGUCCAGUCGGGCGGUAAGAACAUCCGCGUGGUGGUGAUGAACAACGUCCUUCCCCGCGUAGUUCGCAUGCACCUCAAAUAUGACCUGAAGGGCUCCACCUACAAGAGGCGAGCAUCGAAGAAGGAAAGAGAGAAGGCCAGGCCCACUUUCAAGGACCUGGACUUCAUGCAAGACCUGCAGGACGGACUGAUGCUGGACCAGGACACAUACAACGCGCUGGUCAAGACCCUACAGAGAGACUGCCUGGUGCUGGAAAGCUUUAAGAUCAUGGACUACAGUCUGCUGCUCGGGGUUCACAACAUGGACCAGGCGGAGAGGGAGAGGCAGAUGGAAGGCUCCCAGGGCGAAAGCGAUGAGAAGAGGCCCGUGGCCCAGCAGAAGGCCCUGUACUCCACCGCCAUGGAGUCCAUCCAGGGAGGAGCGGCCUGCGGAGGGUCCAUCGACACUGACGACACGAUGGGCGGUAUCCCAGCUGUGAAUGGAAGAGGGGAGAGACUUCUUCUCUACGUCGGAAUCAUCGACAUCCUGCAAUCCUACAGGCUAAUCAAGAAGCUGGAGCACACAUGGAAGGCUUUGGUUCAUGACGGGGACACUGUAUCAGUCCACCGGCCAGGCUUCUACGCCGACAGGUUCUUCAAGUUCAUGAGCAGCACAGUUUUCAAGAAGAGCUCCUCUCUGAAGUCAUCGCCAUCCAAGAAGGGCCGUGUGUCGUUGUCAGUGCCUAAGUGUGCUGGUCCUGGUGCAGCCUGGUCAGCCAGCCAGCUCCCCUCGGAGCGAGACGAGAACAUCUACGACCUGAGAGGAGCUCGCAGCUUCCCGACGCUGGAGGAUGAGGGGCGACCAGAUCUUCUUUCAUGUACUCCUCCAUCGUUUGAAGAGGCCACCACAGCGUCAAUUGCCACCACCCUCUCCUCCACCACCUCUCUGUCCAUCCCCGAGAGAUCCCCCUCUGACACUGCCGAGAACCCCCGCUACAGGAGGCACACCCAGUCUCUCACCCAUGACGGGAGGACCCAGGAGGAGCUGCGGGUGCGCGAGGAUGAUCAGCAGACCAUCACAGUGGAGGUGGAGUUGAAGAGACGCGACAGCGAGCCCACCCUUUCCAUUCCACAGCCUUCCCCUGAAACCAGUGAGGUCGAGGAAGGAGCUGGCACAGAGGCUGCUGACGCCACUGCAGCGGCACCCUCCAGCUCUUCACCAGCACCUGAAGCGGCCUCCUCCUCCUCCUCGUCUGCCCCAGCUGCUCCCUCUUGUUCAGGGGCAGCCAGUGAAGCCCCGUCCAGUCCCAAGGUAGUGAUGGAGGCAGACAGGGCCAGUCAGAUGUCCGGUUCAGGGUGCACCAGCCAGGCUUCAGUCGAUGAUGAAGAUGAUGUGCCAAUCACAGAUAUCUACUUUCCUCAAGACGACAGGACCUGGGUGUACUCUCCGCUACACUAUGGCUCAGAGUCUAAGGCCCUGCCAGAUGGGGAUUGGGAAAGAGAGACAUAAGCCCUGUUCUCUGGCAGAGAGGAGCGAACGUCUCAUUGGAGAGGACUCAUCGGUCUGAAGUCCAGACCUCAGCGGUAGCAGCAGGAUCUCUGUCUGAACCAGGAUUUUAAACAUGCAUACUGAAACCGAACACUCUGAGGGGGAAAUUGACUUGCGUACCAGAGAGAGGGGGGGUGGGGGGGGGAUCCUGACAGUGAUGAACAUCACUGAUUUCCAACCAUCCCUGCCUUUCACCCUUGACAAAUGACAAAUUAUAUCAAUUUAAUAAUAAUGUGUAUGUGUGACAUACAGUAGUGUGUAUACGGCUGUAGUCCUAUAUGUUUGACAUACAAGAAAGACCAUAGUAACUUACUGUGCCUAUGAGAAGUAUUCACCCCACUUGGAAGUUUUGAUGGCCACAUUAAAUCCCCUUCGAUUCAAUGUUAUAAAACAAUAAAACAUGAUAACUUCCAAGUGGGGUGAAUACUUUUUUAUAGGUACAGAUACAGGAUGUUCUAGUUCACACAGGCACAGCGCUCUGACAGGCUCUACAGGCUUGGCCACUCACUGCCCCUCACCUGGAAAACAGUUUAAACAACUGAAAGACAGUUCAACAACACAAAAAGAUAGAUAAUCACUUUCACCUUUGGGUCAAGAUUGGCCUCGACUCUCGCAAUGCUCGUCCUGCUCAGGUCUUCUUGCUGCCUGUGACAUCCAUCUGAGCGUAUAGGACAUGCGGCUACUUAUAGACUGCAGUGUGCUGAGUGAGGAGUGAGUGUUGGGGCCUGUGGUGUCGGAGGGCUCUGCUUGUGCUCAUAGAACUGGAGUUGCACCGAUAACCGUUGUUUGGUAAAAAAAAAGGGACAUCUGGACUCUGUCGUCCUUACAUUUCCAGUAGUGAAUAUAUGCAGUUUAGUUUAUGGAGGAAAGGGUUUAAGUGCAUCAUUUCCUUUAGUGAAUAUAUACAGUGAUCAUAAGUUGUUUCAUUCGUAGCAUUAUCAUUUCUUCUUUUACUGCUGGUCGCUUCUAUUUAUUUGUCCGUUUGUAUUUUAUUCCAAACUAUACUGUUUUCUGUUACUUUUGUACUUCUUUUUUUUAUUAUUAUUUGCAUCCAAAGAAUGUUCUCUUUUUGUUUUCUAUAAUUCCAUCUCUGCAGCUUUUUAUUUUCCCUGUUGUUUUUUUUACAUCACGUGUUUGUCGUGUAAACUCUAAACUACUUUUUUCACUACUUCUCUUGUGUGGAAACAACUGAGGCUUAUGACUCCUGCCUUCAUAACCGAAGGCAUCAGUCGCAACACUAAGGCAGCAGACAUUGUCAGUCAUUAUAGUAACCUUCACAUCAUUGCAAUGUCUUCCAGUGUUGCCCUAUUUUUGGACAGAUGCACACAAAUCAUUUGUAACAAUAUAAAUUCAUAUUUUAUUUUAGGUGGAAAAAUAAUAAGCAUAUCAGUGACAGUUGCUAUAUCUGGUCGCCCUCACCUCAUAAUAAGAAAUCCAUCGACUGGACAUUUCCAAUGUUUGUAGAUGUAGAGCAUCAGUUGUAGUAUUUGCAGUUGAUAUCGUACCUGUUAUCUGUAUAUUUGAAUGAACACACAGUGUUGACUUGGUGAGACACAGCAGUUUGUUAAUGGGUUGAAUUGCACUUAAGAGGACCUGAAAAUGAACUAGUGAUAGAGGCCAAAUAAACAUACAUUACUUUGUUUCUGCUCACACAGGCUGAUGUUUAGGCAGCAUUUCUUUUAGGAAUAUUAAGUGAGCGUGUGUGCUGGUGAAGUCAAUCACAGUCAUUGUAAGUGUUUACUGUAGUCUCUCUGUGGCUGACAUCUUAGGACUCUCAAGUAAGACAUGUUAAAGUUCAACAAACUGAUUUUUUAAAAUCUAACUUCAGAAACUGUGUCUUCCGUUGGUUGGUACGUUUCUGAGUGUGUUAGUGUGUAACGGAGGAAACCUCAAUGUCAGACAUUGUAAAAUAGAAAUCAGUUUGUUCCCAUGACGUGCAGUGGCCAGUUGUAAUCAGUUUGCUGUCAUUCAUCAGAUGGAGACCAUAGCAGCAAUAUUUUGUACAGUCUAGCUCUUAAGUUCAUUUGUAUUGCCUUAUUGAGAAAUGUUACAUGUAGGCCUAUCGUUUAUAUUUUUUUUUUCACUUGUGCUGUUGUAUUUAUUUUUCUUUCUCAUAGUUGUGCUCCUGAGAAUGUGUACAUACAAUUAUAAAUACAUAUAUAAAGAUAUACAGAUAUAUUUUCCAUUUGAAUCGGAGAAUAUUAUUUUUAUUUGGUUUUAUUUUUGCUGCUGGGCAAGAAAUGAUUGCAAUCUACAUAAUUUACUGUACCAUUGUCUUCAGCGUGUUUAUUGAGAUGCAGCUGCUGUAUAUUUAUGGUCUAUAAACCACAGCUGUUUCUUUAUAAGAUAUCCAACAUUGAAAGAUUUGUGGGUUUUACUGUACAUGCAAAUCAAUAGGGAUUCUUCCAACUGUUUGAGCUGUGUUGUGUAUGUGUUUUCAAAUCGCUGUGUGCCCUCAUCCAAUAGGGAGAGUCCUUGACAGAGACAUAGCAUGAUUUCAAAAUGAAUAUGCAUAUCAGAAAUGUGUAUUUAUGUAUAUCUGUGUAUACUCAUCUAUUUAUACAUGACGAUAAAUAGAUGGCUGUAUGUGCGUGUGUGUUUGGACUCAUUCAGAAUGAAUACAAAAUAAAGCAGUUCUAUGAAUUGUUCAUGGA
Molecule: messenger RNA, 5327 nt
Organism: Perca flavescens (yellow perch)
Lineage: Eukaryota; Metazoa; Chordata; Actinopteri; Perciformes; Percidae
Gene: pip5k1ca
Product: phosphatidylinositol-4-phosphate 5-kinase, type I, gamma a
Exons: 18
Coding region: 439-2634 (731 amino acids)
Biological process (GO): phosphatidylinositol phosphate biosynthetic process
Cellular component (GO): plasma membrane
Molecular function (GO): 1-phosphatidylinositol-4-phosphate 5-kinase activity
Source: RefSeq, a predicted model, not a curated record